AUCACUUCUUGUAGCUGGCCUUCUCUUCCAUUUCACUCAUUUCAUUCCUUUAUUUCUGCUUUUCUCACUCUUUGGAUCCAUAUAUCCUCAAGAGAGCAACAAAAAAUGGGUUCAGUUGGAGAAAUCUAUGAAGCCCACUGCUCCAAAGGUCCGGCCACAGUUCUGGCCAUCGGCACAGCAAAUCCUACCAACUGUGUCUAUCAGCCUGAGUUCCCUGAUUUCUAUUUCAGAUCCACAAAGAGUGAGCAUAUGACCGAAUUGAAGGGCAAGUUCAAGCGAAUCUGUGACAGAUCAACAAUCAUAAAACGUCAUCUCUACAUGACUGAGGAUAUUAUCGCGGAGAACCCUGACUUCUACAACCCUAUGGCUCCAACACUUGAUGCACGCCAAGAUAUCAUGGUUGUCGAGGUUCCCAAGUUGGCUCAACAAGCAGCCUUGAAAGCCAUCGACGAAUGGGGGCAGCCCAAAUCAAAGAUCACCCAUGUUGUAUUCACUACCAUUUCUGGUGUUGAUGCACCUGGUGCCGACUUCCAACUCAUCAAGCUCCUUGGCCUUUCACCCACUGUCAAACGUGUGAUGAUGUAUCAUCUAGGUUGCUACGGUGGUGGUAGUGUCCUCCGUGUUGCCAAAGACCUUGCUGAGAACAACAAAGAUGCUCGUGUCCUUGUUGUUUGCUCGGAGUUAAACUCGGUUAGUGGUUUCAAGGGACCUACUGCGACUGACUUCCACACCCUACUUGGGCAGGCAAUCUUUGCAGAUGGCGCUGCAGCUUUAAUAGUUGGUGCAGACCCUGACACAUCUAUUGAGCGCCCAUUGUUCCAACUAUUCUCAGCAAGUACACGAAUUCUCCCAGACUCAGAUGAUAUGGUUGAAGGCCACUUGCGUCAAUCUGGUCUUUCAAUUAGCUUAUCCAAGGAUGUGGCCAAAACUAUUUCUGGAAACAUCGGAAAAUGCUUGGAGGAAGCACUUAGCAAUAUUGGUAUUAAUGAUUUGAACUCUAUUUUUUGGGUAUCUCACCCUGGUGGCCCAGCCAUUUUAGACCUGAUUGAAGUAACUCUUGGUUUGAAAGAGGAGAAACUGAAAGCAUCAAGGAAGGUGUUAAGCGAAUUUGGUAAUAUGUCAAGCCCCACUGUGAUGUUUAUUUUGGAUGAAAUGAGGAACAAGUCUAAGAAGGAAGGAAAAACCACAACUGGAGAAGGAUUUGAUUGGGGUGUGCUUUUAGGGUUUGGACCAGGUCUAACUGUGGAGACAAUUGUCUUACGCAGUAUUGCUACAGUUUAAUUCGAACUUGCUGAUCUUAUCAAUUUGCGUUGACUUAUAGUUAUCCUAUGCCCUAUGUGGUUUAGUUGGGGUUUUCUGUAUGGCCAGCCCUAUAUUAUGUGCCUUCAUUCCUUUGAUUGUUUGGUCCGUUUUUGAGUUUGUUCCAUUGGCAAGGCCGAUUUAUGUGUAUGGUGAUACAGUUUUUUGCAUUUAUUGUUAAGUAAGGCCGAAGGCCCUUUUUUCAAAGUUUCUCUAUUUGUACUCAUUUAAGAUUCUUUUAAUAAAAUAUUACCUUAAAUUUGCUGAAA
Messenger RNA from Macadamia integrifolia, 1568 nucleotides. RefSeq names its product chalcone synthase-like. The record is from RefSeq and is a predicted model, not a curated record. Bases 106 to 1281 code for a protein of 391 amino acids. Gene Ontology annotation, biological process: polyketide biosynthetic process. The transcript is spliced from 2 exons. NCBI's taxonomy places the organism in Eukaryota, Viridiplantae, Streptophyta, Magnoliopsida, Proteales, Proteaceae. Gene Ontology annotation, molecular function: acyltransferase activity, transferring groups other than amino-acyl groups.